This is a messenger RNA of Xyrichtys novacula (pearly razorfish), 8305 nucleotides long. The record is from the annotation of a GenBank genome assembly. Lineage: Eukaryota; Metazoa; Chordata; Actinopteri; Labriformes; Labridae.
CCCGAGCGCACCAUCCAGAUCCAUAGUUCAGGCUUCAACUGUACAAGUAACGACCGUUGAAAUCCCGACGCUUGAGAAAAAGUUAAAUACACUGAAACAAACCAGACUCCCACCAGUCGCAGAAUGAAAGAGAUUCAGAUUUGACGCAACAGCAGUGAGUGGUUUCCCAGCAGCUCCGGAUUUCUAGCAGACUUUCCACAGAAAAACGUCCGAAAACUGUGAGUCACGAGCAAAACUCAUCUUCCUGGGGAACAAUGAUGAAUGGGUCACUUACCUGAGACACACCCCUCAAUGACGUAUGCGGAUAUACCUGCUGCAGAAGGGGCUUUUCAAAAUAAUAAUAAGCCUAAAAUAGAUAGAUGGAUAGAUAGAUAGAUAGAUAGAUAGAUAGAUAGAUAGAUAGAUAGAUAGAUAGAUAGAUAUUACAUCGAAGAGUUCUUGAAAAGAUAGACCAGAUGUAAUGGAUUUUAUUUUCAGUUUUACUUCAUCAAAAUGUUGUGGAAGUUGAUUUUUUCUCUUAACGCCUUGUCUUGCGUGUCAUAAAAGAUGCUUUUAUUGUGAAGCCCAUAAUAACAAAACACUUUAAUUUUCGGUGUUGUAACGCAAAUUGCACAGGUGAGUAGGGUUCAUGAGAAAUGUGGUGUAUGUCACCACCUACAGAUCACACCCCUACAUGAAAUAUUUCUCCUAUUUUAACAAUCCUAUCAUAAGAAGUUAGUUAUUCUGUUUUUUUGAUUUUUUUUUAAACCAGUUUUUGAUUUAAAAUGUCUGUUUUCUUAGCUGAUAGCCUGUCUACCUGUAUGGUCUCUAUUAGGUAAUUUCUACUUCCAAAAAAACCCCAAUAAGAUGAUGUCAAAAAUGGACAAUGAGACUUUAAUGUUUGGCUAUUUGUGUAGUUACUUGUUGUGAGGUCAUUUGCAAACUUUUUCUAGAUUACAGUCACAAUGACUGAAUAGUUUGUUUUUACAUUUUAAAAGCUAACUUAUUCGGUUAUCACUGAUCAUAUCUUAAGACACUGGGGAAAAUGGCUCUUUAUUUUGUACAAAGUUGGUAGCCAAUGAUGUUCUGGUAAACUUGAAUUACCAGUGCAGCUCACCAAGCUGGUUAGCGUUCAGCCUUCAAAAGUGUAGUUGGGAGACUACUGACUGAUCCUAUUCUAGCCAGUUCAUUGACACAGGACAAACUCUUAUCCAGCCUUAGUUUGACAAAAUAUUUAUUGCUACAAAAAGUAGAUAAAGCAACAGAGAGAGGCAAAAACUUGUGUAUCCUGUUUUAUCAGCAUGUAAGAGUGAAGAUCUAUCAUUUAGAGAUACCUGAAGUGCUGGCCAAUUCAAAUGUAGUAUAAUAAUGUGAAUAUUUGUAGAUUUUGUAUCUUAAUAAUGCGCAUUAGAAAGGAUUUUUUUCCAGCAAGUGCAAAGUCAAAAAAUAAAUAAAUAAAUAGAUGUGGAAAAUAAUAACAGAGCAUUUAGGGUGUAAUCACAAUCCUAAUAGAGUCCCCUGACUAAAGCAUUUGUUAUAGGGUAUGUUCAGGUUCAAUUUCACCUCAUUCCAGGAACAAUCUUGCCUCACAUGAUGAGUCUAUUGUCCAGUGGUUUUUAUUUUCAGCCUAAGCUGCUGUGACAAAGCAUGUUUAUCGCGCUGUGCGAAUACAGCGUCUAACUCCGACAGAGUAAAAAGCAAAGCCUCUUAUGAGAUUACAGCUGCAGUCUUUUACUGAAUCAGAUAGAGAGAAAAGAAGAGAGGAGCAAUGACCACUCACAACACAACAGACCAAAAAAAAAGAAAUACUAUUUAUAGAUUUUAAGUGACUGAUAGUAAAUUGUGGUGUGUAUCUCUAAAAUAAAUUGAAGUUAGAUUCAAAGGAGUACAGAUCCAUGAUUUUAAUUAGGUCUAGAGAAAACUGUUAUAAUGGUAAAUAAAAGGGAUAUUGAUUAAACUGCGAAUAUCAUAAUGCACAGCUUCACAAAAACAAUUCAAAGUCCCCCCAAAACCAAAUACUUACGUGAAAGAAUUGAUUCUACAGUAAAAAAUGUCUUUUAUGACUCUGAUGAACAAUAUUUUGGUCUAUGGCUGAUACAUUACUGACAUUACUUUUAUACAGUCAGUUUAAAUGCACAGUUAAGUCAUGCUGUGGUUUGUGCCUAAUCAGCUGACAGUGGCGUUGCUGUUUCAAAAAAUAAUGUUCAACUGAUUCGGCGUGGUGACCUCCAUCUUUGUAAAACAUCAUUGUUAAGGUCAAGAGUGCCAUUCACUGGUCAAGGAAUGAUAACUCAACUUUUUGGUCUGAUUAACUGUAUAUUCUUAAUUUCAACAGUUUAUUACAUUUUGGGAUAUGAACUUUUCUCUCCAAGUUCCAAGUAGCAGGAGGGAAACCAUGAAUAACUUUACAACUCUCUGCCUUCAUAAUUACAAUUAAUUUUGUAAUUAUUAAUUCUCUUCUUCUCCUAGCUGUCAAGGUUUUCUCCACUAUGUCACUUUCCUCAGUGCAUUUAUUUGGAAAAGCUGGAGAAGAUCAAACACAAGCACAACCUGCAACAGCAUGUAAGAUACAGCUUUACUGUUGUUGUCUCAGUUCCUGUAAUGUAUCAGGGUGUGAUAUUUUGGGAUCUUUUAGCUGAUGAUACUCUUAUUUUUAUCUGUAGGACUUUCAGAAGCUCUGCAAUGAUAUUUGUUCUCUUACUUCACCAAAUAAUCUGAAGCCUCUUGCGUCACCACUGAGGUUGUAACAGUUGGUAGAUGUACAGAAUUAAAAUGAUGUGGUGUCAGGCAGGGCAGUGGGAUUACUCUGUGGUGUCAUGACAGGCCUCACUUUACCCAUGAUCCUCCUCUGCACCUCUGUAUAGGCUCUGAUCCGGCCCGCGUAUCCCUGACCACUCCGCUCGCCACGUGAGGAGUAAUUACAGCUGCUGCCUGCACGCCCAGGACGGUAAUCCUGCAGGGACAAAUCCCACCCGCUGCCACUCCUCCACCACCACCACCACCCCCUGCACCCGGCAUCCCGCUGGGUCGAAUCCAGACAGAUGUUGAAGCUCAGCGUCUUUGAUCAGCGUCCAAAUCAGCACUGUCAUGAGAAACAUCUGGACCUAACAGGCCUGUUCACCUGAUGCUUUUUGUUUAAUUAACAACGUGAUGGCAGUCUGGAGAUUUAGGAGUGCUUUUACUCCAGAACCACGAGUUGAUGUAGGUGAACUAAUACUUCAGCAUGUUUACAUUGAAGUGUUCUUGGGUUAUCCAAUACGAGAUCCAAAAAAAGCCAGAAGGUGAAAAACAAAAAGGCAUUAUAAUUACUUGCAGGGUGGUUGCAGAAACUGUUAAAAGCAAGUGGAGAGAAACAGAAAAGCUUACCAAACUAAAAACGUCUCUUUGUGCCAGUAUUUGGGAUUGUCAGACACAUAACCCAAAACAGUAAAAAUAUCUUGCCAUGUUCACUAACCACGAUUGUGUAGAGCACUGCUGAAAGUGUAUCAGUUAGUAACACUGCAUGACUGCUGUAUGUGAACAAUGAAAGGAAGAGCUGAUCUUUGACAAGGUCUCUUCCAUCUGUGAACCAAAAAUGAGGUCCCUUACCAAAAAAGUAUACCUCAAGUACAUUUUAUGAAGUAUGCUGAUGUUCAUUUUAGUGUACUUCCCAAAGUAUGCUUUGUACACUGAUACAAAAAUACUUCCAGUGUACUUCAACUUCUUGUGACUAAAUUAGCCCAAUCUAGUUUAUAAAAGGACACUCUGAAGCAUACCCUUAUAUAUUUGCCCAUACUAUUAUAAACUUCUCAUCCCCUUUUUAGUUUAUAAAAGGACACUCUGAAGCAUACCUUUAUAUAUUUGCCUAUUAUUAAUACAAUUUUUUUUUCUAUGGGGGAAAUUGUGGGAGAUUGGGGUGACAUGCAGCAAAUGGUCAGGAGGGGAAUCAAACCCACACCCACAGUGGGGACCACAGUCCUUACAUGAGAUGUGCCUUAAUCUACUUGGCUAUCUGCACGCUAACUCUGAAGCAUGAUUAAAAUUACAUUUUGCUAUGGUAUUAUUUCAAUUGUCAUACAUAUUUGUAUGCUUGGUUUGUACUGCUUAUCUUUUUUAAGAGUAAAUGAGAGUAAAUGAAAGUAUACACUUGAAAAGAUAUAUGGAAGUAUUCACUGACCAAGUAUACUUAAACCCAAGGCAUAAAUACAUACUUGAGUAUAUCUUGGUCAAAGGUUUAUGUAGUUGUAUAGGUUAAAUAUAUUUAAACUUAAAGUAUAAAUCUUAGUACAAGCCAAGUAUACUUAAAAUUAGAUUUGUUCAGUAUAUCUCUGAAAAGUGCAUUAACAGUAAACUGAGAGCAUACUUCAUUUAAAAACAGUACUUCUUUUUGGUAAGGGUUACUUUGAAUUUACCCUGAAUUUGGGUAAUUUUACCAAAUUUAACCAAAUUCAAAUUGGUGGACUGUCUGUUGGUUUGGGAGGGUUAUUUAUUUAAAAGCUCUGAAGGGCACUUUGAGCAACUAUUUGCAAAGUUUUUACACAAGACCUUAAAGAUGCCUAAAUCUUGGCAUGAUGGGUUUGUAAAAUUUGGUGAGUAGUACAUGUUCAGGCCCCCUUAAAAGCAAUUCACCUGAAAGCAACAAGAGAGUGACACUGGCAAGAAGUUAGCCAGUGGAGGUAUAUCAGCUAUAACCACAGAGGGACUAAAUCCCCUGAGAGGAAGGACUUGUAGACCUUCAUUGUCACACUCAUUCUUGCAACAAGAUGAAUCGCUUGCUGCUGGCCACAGAAAGUAGGGCCUAUCUCAAAAAGUACAUCAGUCUGUGAUUGACUUAUGAAUUGAUCUAUACCAAGAGAGUGUUAUUGUGGUUUUCUGAGGCAAAUUCUGAAUAUUUGUCUGAAUAGAUAUAGAAAACUUUGUUGAAGAGGAAAGUCAAAGUCCAGUACACAUAAAAAAAGGCUUCAAUUUUUAUGAUUAUGUGUCCCAGCAUCCAGAAGAAUGAAAAGUGAAAGUGAAAUAGUGAAAUACAAUCACACACAGACACACAGACACACACACACACACACACACACACACACACACACACACACACACACACACACACACCAAAAAUGUCCCAGCUGUGUAAUUUCACUAUUGCUGUAUUUUAUUCCUCAAGUUUGUUCCACGUGCCAGCGAUUUGAUCUGAAGAGGAGCCCCGCCUAUUUCUGUCACUGAGCUUUACUGGCACACAAACAGGACUACACACACACAUUUAUGGACACACACAGAGACACACACAGACACAGACACACAAUGAUAUAGGGCAGCUGCAGGCCUCUAAAUCCCAUCAUUGGCCUGAAUCCUGUUGCUCUGCUGCUGCAUGUGCCGGCAUGUGAGCUGCUUCUUAACUCAUGGCUCCUCCUACAUCAGACUCCACCUCCUCCCACUUCACCCAUGUCUCCCAUCACCCCCCUCCUCCUCAGACACCCCCCACCCCCCACCCAGCAUCCCUGGUACAGCAUCCAUCCUCUCCCUGCUCCUUGAUUUGUUUACUCCACUGUUCAACAUCAUCAGCAUCCAGAGCUGUAGUUGAUCAUUGUUUAUUUACUCUACAGACAGAUUCCUCCGUCAGCACAUCAGCCACCUUCGCCUCCAACUGAGCAGGAUGCGGUCACUUCUGGAGAGCAGCUGGAUGAAGUUUGGACCUGCAGGCAGGGGUUCAUAUGACUGGGUGACAGGCGCACCAUCAACACAGGACAAACAGGUGAGUGCUUUACUUUCAGCUGAGACAAACUGUCUCUGAAACCUUAAAUUUUUGGGCUGGUGGGUGACAUUUAAAAAGUCAUUUCAAAAAUCAUUUCAGAAUGAGCAUAAAUCUAUAUAAACACAACUUAAGACUGAGUUAGUCUCUGAUAAAGUUUCAUAUGGAUAGAACACAACAAAGUAUUAUCAUAUAGAGUAGCGUAGAAAAGAAAAAUAGAAUAGAAUGUGAAAAAAGAUGAAAUAAAAAAGGUAAAGAAUAAAUAAAAUACCAUUGAUAGUACUGAAAAAAUGGAAAAGGACACGGUACACAUUAUGGCAGAAGAAAUAAAAUAUAGUUUGGUUGGUGGUGGAAUAGAACAGAAAGGAUACAAUGGAAUACCAUUAGGAUUAUUGUAAUUUAGUGGAUUAAAAGAGAAAUCAUAAGAACAGAAUAGAACUAAUUUGCUAGAAAAUAAUAUAAAACAACAUUAACCAAUUUUGUAGAAUAGAAAAGGAUAGAAAGGAAUUGUAGAAUAGAAUGAAAUGUUGGCUGGUAAAUUAGAACAGAGAAGAAUACAGUUUAGUCGAACAGAAUGGAAUAGAAAAGAAUAGAAUAAUGUUGAACAAAAGAACUAGAACUAAAAGACUUGAAUGUAAAAAAUGGCAAAGAAUGGAAUGAUAGAAUUGAGCUAAAUGAGUAAAGUAGAAUCAAAUAGAGUAGAGUAGAAUACAAACAGUAGGCUAGAACAGAGUUGAAGUGAAUAGAAUAAGAAAUCGUUGAAUGAAAAUGGUUGGAAAAGAAUGGAACAGGAUAGAAUUCAUUGGAAUUAGAAUUAGACGAUGUCGUCAUGAUGUCACGGUGCACAGAGGGUCUCCUUUCUUUGGUGGGAACUCCUGGACCAAUCCCUCUGACUGUUUAUGAAGAGGGUCAAACAAGCUCCACCUACAGCAGCUACAAAAGCAAUAUGAAGGAAAAAAACAGCUCUGGUGUUUGAUGGUACCAAGUGUUUUCUUUCUUCAUCAAACCUGGACAAUUACUUUUGUAACCAUGAUGCCAUUUUUACCAAAUAGGGGGUCAAUGCAACCAAAAUAAAAGAGAUUUUGUGAAGUUAAAUCUUUUACUCUCUUUUCAUUUAAACCAUUUCCAAGCUUAAUGCCAAAUUUGAGAAUUUCAGGACAGAGGUAUUCUGCUCAUAGUGCUCAAACUGGCUGAAAAUCUCAGCAGUCCUGUCCUGCAGGAGUGCAGAGUCUGCAUCGUGCUGGGUCAUCCAGUCAUCAUUUACUAAUUGAUUUAAAAAAAAAAAAAAGGAAUUUGGGCCUCACUAAGCGUAUUGUUUACUUACCGCUCUGUCUGAUAAACAGCACCGCAGAUUUGUAGCUGCAGACCAUGACACGUUCAGUUUUGCUGAAUAAAACUCUGGAUGGAAUGAUGCCUUCAUGUGUGUUCACACUGAUGUUUAAAGAAGACCUUGUUUGUUAGAUUUUUGCAGUCUCAGUCAUACAGUCAUUUAAAAACAUACUGUUACUGCUUGAAUGUUGGAUUUAGACUAUUGACACAAAAUAGAUAUCAACUGAAAAUUUUUAAGCAUCUUUUAAGUUUAAUCUCCAUCUGCAGCUCCAGAGAAAAUGAAGAGACUGCUCCAAAUUUUUUCCUCUCCAGGUUUAUCAUUUCUUUUGUGUGACCUUUAUUUAAUAUAUAUCCACUUUCCUUGUUUGAUCUCCAGGGCCGAAACUGGAAUGAGCUAGACCUUGCAGAUGACAGAAAGACAGAGCUGGUGAUCUACGUGGUCCUCCCAGUUGUCUCCGUUCUGCUCCUGGCUCUCCUGGUGGGUCUGAUCUACCGCCGGUGUUCCCACAGCAAACUGAGCCUAGCUGACAUCAUUGCCCUGGACCUCCAGGACGCUGAGAGCAGUGCCGAGUUUCUCGCCUCCCUGACCAGGAACGCAGAACGCCACACCAGCACCAGCUCGGACGGAUCAGACGGGGUCUUCGUCAUGGUGUACCUGCCCCCACCCUAUGAGGAAACUCUUACCAAGAUUACCCGAGCCGCCAGCCUCUCCAGUUCCAAAGAUGUGGAGUCGAUAAAGAUCGAGGACUUGGAGGCCAAGCUGUGUCCAGAGCUGAAAUGCAGUGGCAGAUUUGUUUAACAGUGUGACAAUUUCCUGUGAUUUCAGACAUUUCAACUCCAAUAUUUGGCAGUUUAAAACGAUAUUGUCAGAAAGUAUCACUCAGACAUGAACUCUGCGGCUCCAUACAGCUUUUUAGCCCCAUUUUUCUCAUAUUUCUGGUAUGUUUGGUUCACUCUCUCCACUCUCAUAAACCUUAUUUUCAGCAAAGCAGGCAAUACUUUUCUUCAAACAGGCUCUGUUAAACCCGUUAUCUUCUACCCUCAUAUGACCAAACAGCAUCUAGCAGCUUAACAAACAGUUGUGUUUGUCAGUAAAGAUCUCACAGAGCAGGAAAAGUGAUCAUUGGACUCAGAUUUAUCAAGUGGAUGCAGUGUAAACACUCCUUCAAUAGGUUGAUAAUGUUUAUCUGUGUCUGUUGGAUGUGUUCAAAUGUAAAUGUUCAUGAGUCUAUUUGUUUUGGACUUCUGCCCUAAGUGUGUAAACAUCAAUAAAAC